This is a messenger RNA of Monopterus albus (swamp eel), 1732 nucleotides long. RefSeq names its product WD repeat domain 41 (gene wdr41). Gene Ontology annotation, molecular function: protein binding. Gene Ontology annotation, cellular component: lysosomal membrane. NCBI's taxonomy places the organism in Eukaryota, Metazoa, Chordata, Actinopteri, Synbranchiformes, Synbranchidae. Gene Ontology annotation, biological process: regulation of autophagy. The transcript has 14 exons. The record is from RefSeq and is a predicted model, not a curated record.
AAAGCUUCCGUAGUUUGAGUCACAUGAAUAGUUUGUAGUGGUCGUGACUAAAAGAAAAAUCACGUUUUAAACAUGUAGCUGACAUAGUUCACUGCUGUAUUAAUAUUUUUAUGAAAUUAUCCGAUGAAUAUACCCAGGUGUUGCAUGUAAAACCAUCACACAACGGCGAUAAAUAGGACGAAGCGUUUCUGUGUUUACGCUAAUGCCCGGCUCACGUUAGCCGCUGAAAGACGAGGACAUGCUUCGGUGGAUUCUCGGUGGUCGGGAAAACCAAAGCUCAGUGGAGAAAAGCCCCGUGUUGUGCAUUGGAGAGGAUCAGCCCAAAAACUGGUUCACUGAGCUGCAGGUGCUGAAAGGACAUUUUGACAUUGUUCGAUUUCUGGUACAGAUUGAUGACUUCAGAUGUGCCUCAGCAGGAGAUGAUGGCCUCAUUUUGGUGUGGAAUAUCGAGACCGGCGAGAGGCUGCAGGAGCUGAGGGGCCAUUCCCAGCAAAUAACAGCCAUAACCACCUUCACCUGUAACAAUGGCGUCACUUUGCUUAUCACAGCAUCGUCUGACAGGAGUCUCAGCUUGUGGGACCCUGAUACUGGCAACAGGGUUCAGACCAUUUCAGAUCUUCAGUCUUCUGUAAAGUGUUUGCUGGUGCUGGAGCGGCUGUGCGUGUGGGUCUCGGGUGGGGAGGAACUGUGCGUCUGGAGCAAAGACUUCCAGCUGCAGUGCCACAGACAGAACCACAGCGACACUGGAAUAACCGCUUUGACAGAGCUGCCCAAGAACUGCAUAGCAGCUGCUAUGGAUAAAGAGAUAGUCAUCUGCCGGGUGACAGUGUCUCCCGAUUCCUCUGUGUCACUGGAUGAAAUCCAUUGUCUGUCCAACCACCAGGACCAGAUUCGAGCUCUUAUCAGUGUCAACGAUGAACUCUUUGCGAGUGGUUCCCAUGCGGGUGAGCUGAUCUUAUGGGACGCGACUGAGUGGACCAUGCUGGCCUAUCAGCACAUCCUGUGGGAGGAACCACAAGCCUCCUCUCAGGCUGAAAUAUGACUGGGUGCUCCCAAACCCAGUGAAAUGUCCAUUCAGCAUCUGACCACCAAUGGAAAGCUCAUCCUGGCAGCCGUGGGCAGUGGUCUAUAUGUGUACAGUGUUCUGACCAAAGCUGUGGUGGCCUACAGGAAGGCGGCACAUGAUUCUAACAUCUUACAUACCAUGCUGCUCUCUGACAGUGAGCUGAUUUCCUGCUCUGAAGACGGCAGUGUGAGGAUGUGGGAGAUCCAGGACUUGCCUUUGCCCGCUGAACCAGCCUCUCCAGGCUUCUUUGCGAUCUGGAAUUUUGGCCGCUUAAACAAACACAGUGGUCCGUCAAAGAAGGCCGUGGACAUCCCCAACGUCAGGACACUGGCAUUGACAGGAGAUCUGAUCGGGCACUCCGGGGCAGUCCAGAUGUUUCUGAGCUUCAAGGAGAACGGUCUGGUCACAUGCUCGACAGAUCACCUGCUGAUUCUGUGGAAGAACGGAGAGAGACAGUCCCACCUUCGCAGCUUGGCACUUUUUCAGAAACUGGAGGAGAAUGGAGGACUCUGACCUUUAACCCUUGAGGCGCUGCCUUUAAAAAGGAGAGAUAGUUGGUUGUUAAUGCCACAGAUCAUCUGAAUUUACUGUAAGGACACUUGUUUGCAUUUACCGAUAACGUAACAGUUGUUUGUCUUUUCUAUAAAAGCAAGUAUUUAACUUAAA